AUACAGUGCAUCAGCGAUCAGCGCAUCCUUUUUGUCUUUAUCUCUUCCCCCCUAAAUCGUUCUUUGAUUGUAGAAUGGACCGAUCCAUCUCCGGGGCUGCCUUAUCAGCUCCAAGUUACGCCCUUAGAUAGGCUCUGACAUUGCGAAAGCGCUAUUUAGGGUGGGAGUCUCCAUACAGCGCGGCCGCGCGUUUCUGCUGCCUCGCCGGCGAGUUGCACGUGACAGUCGCCAAACUCCGGCCAUAUCUCUCCUAUGCGAAUGUGACUCAAACUGGAAACCGUACGUUGACAUAUCUUCGGGCGCGAGCCAAGUUUCGGGACACCCAGUGGCCUUAUCUCCUCCCGGAACGACAAUGCGGCUGUUAUCGGCGAUUGCCUAUCUCGUGCUGACAGUCGCGACCGCAGCUUCCGGUCUGCGUCUUGGUGUGUCGGACCACGACCUGCACUUGGAGACAAGAGAGCUCACCGGUUUCUUCGUCUUUCUGGACGCUCCUCCGAACGAUACGGUGAACGUAGAGGUGACCGUUCCUGAAGGUGCUGACGUCGUCGACUUUCCGGGCGGCAGGAGCUUUUCUCUGAGGAACGCUGGCAACUUCUGGGUUAACCUAACGGCCAAAAGGGCGGGCCAUGCCACCGUCCUGCUGAACACAUCCGUCGCCAGCAUCGACACCAAGGAUGCUUUUGUGCGUGUUAGCGUGCUAAAGAUGAACUGGAUAGACGUCGUGAGCUCCGUCUUCGGCUGGAUCUACUUCGUGGCCUGGUCGGUGUCCUUCUAUCCCCAGAUCUUCCUCAACUGGAAAAGGAAAAGUGUUGUGGGACUUAGCUUCGAUUUCAUUGGGCUCAACUUGACCGGUUUCCUGGCAUACUCGUUCUUCAACAUUGGGAUGUUCUUCAGUAAAGACGUGCAGGCUGAGUAUUUGCUUCAGCACCCGACAGGAGUCAUUCCCGUUGAGAUCAACGACAUUGUGUUUGGAAUUCACGCCUCAUUCGCCACUUUCAUCACGGUUUUACAGUGCUGUUUUUACGAGAGGCAGGACCAAAGGGUGUCUCUCCCCGCGCGUGUCCUGCUGGGCGUGAUCUGGACGGGGGCGGUCGUGUUCGGCAUAGUCACGGUGGCCGGCGGCAACCCACACAGUCCGUGGCUUACCUACCUCUACUUUUUCUCCUAUUCAAAACUCGUCAUCACUCUUAUCAAGUACAUACCACAGGCCUAUCUCAAUUUUAGAAGAAAAUCCACAGUUGGUUGGAGCAUUGGGAACAUCCUUCUGGAUUUCACCGGUGGAAGCUUGAGCAUGUUACAGAUGUUUCUCAUUGCCUAUAAUUAUGAUGACUGGUCGUCAUUGUUUGGAAACUUUACCAAGUUUGGCCUGGGUUUCAUCAGCAUCUCCUUCGACCUCCUGUUCAUUAUUCAACAUUAUGUGCUCUACCGGCACGCGCCUGCCAUCACAGAGACGGACGCUGAUGAAGCGCGCCCCAUGGAAUUCAUCGCCGUGAAACGAACGGAGGAUUAGCAAGGCUACACAAUGCAGCGAAUACGAGGCUUGAUUGAAAAGUUUCCGGAAUCGCCUUUAGGGGACUUUUUUUUGCAAGAUAUUAUUAUGUCGCUGUGUUGGCCACCCUUUCGUAUGAAAUGACCACAAAUGUCAGAUUGAUAUCUUAAGAAGUCUGGCUUUCACAAGAAUUCAAGUCGAGCAACGAUGAACAUUUUGUAUGAUGGAUAAUAGUGAAAUUCAAGGGGUCAUCGAAAUUUUUUGCUUGGAGAGAAAAGCAUCGACGGAAAUCAAAUCCAGGUUGGAUGGUGUUCUUGGGGACUCAUCACCAAUCUUUUUCCACCCUGAGGUUUUGGGUUUCCGAACUCAUGCGUGGUUGUACGGACACAAAUGAUGAACCACGUUCAGGACGUACCAAAACGACUACCAGACCAGAAAUUCUGAAUAAAAUUUAUGACUUGGCUUUGGAAGACCGCUGAAUAAAAGUGCGUGAAAUUAAGCAAGCAGUGGGCAUAUCUUCUGAAGGAGUUGUUCAUAUUUUACACAAGAAUUGGGGAUUAAAGAAACUUUGUGCAAGAUGGGAGCGGCACUGCUUCAAUCCGCAGCAAAAACGCAUUCGAGCCCGAACGUCAGCCGACGGUUGGCAAGUAUUUCAGGCAAACUCAACAGAUUUCAAGGGACGUUUCGUAACUACGGACGAUACCUGGGUAGACCAUUACACGCCAGAAACAAAAAUUCGAUGAAAAAAUGGACGUCCCGGUGGAUUUGCUCCGAAGAAGCCAAAAACCAUUCAAUCGGCUGGUAAGUUGAUGGCAUCAGUCUUUUGGUACGCCAAAGAUAUUUUGCUCAUUGAUUAUCUUUAAAAGGGUAGAAAUGUCACUGGUCAAUACCACACAAACACUUCUGCACAAGGUAAAACAAGUAAUUAAAAAAAAAAAAAGAUUAUCGGGAAUGGUCAAGAAACGGGUGGUUUUUCACGACGACGAUGCACCCGCCCAGUCAGGGGCAGUCGCUGAGCAAAAACUGAGAGAAUAAGUUCAAACCCCUCCUCCAUCCACCGUAUUAACCUGAUUUGGCACCCUCGAACUUCAACCUAUUGCCGAAGCUCAAGACCUUCUGACUGAAAAUAAAUUUUACUCGAUUAAAGAGGCGAUGGAGGCUAUGAGCAGUUAUGUUUCGGAUCUCUAAGAACGUCACUUCCGGGAGGGAAUCGAAAAGCUUAAGAAACACUGGACCAUGUGUGCCGAGCUUCGGAUUGAUUAUGUCGAAAAAUAAAGUAUGACUUAAAUCA
Molecule: messenger RNA, 2780 nt
Organism: Ixodes scapularis (black-legged tick)
Lineage: Eukaryota; Metazoa; Arthropoda; Arachnida; Ixodida; Ixodidae
Gene: Ctns
Product: cystinosin homolog
Exons: 11
Coding region: 353-1510 (385 amino acids)
Biological process (GO): L-cystine transport
Cellular component (GO): lysosomal membrane
Molecular function (GO): L-cystine transmembrane transporter activity
Source: RefSeq, a predicted model, not a curated record